AAAUGAAAGAUUUUCUCACCACCCAAUAUGAAAUUGCGGAAAGGUUAGAAGAAAAAAUAAUCAAAACUAAUAACGACCAAAAUGGAAGCUUAAAUAGACCCCAAGCUAGAAGCAAAAACAAAUCAAAUCGAAUUUUUAACAAAAUACAAUCGUUCACAUCGGAACAAAGAAAACAUAUGUCAUGCGAACUAUGCACAAGAGGGCAUAAGCUUAAAACUUGCGAGAAGUUUAAAAAAUUAAACAUUAACGAAAGGAACAACUUUGUCAGAUCAAAAAGACUCUGUACAAACUGCUUGUCCCAUACACACAAUCUUAAAAGUUGCAAAAGCAAAUUUAAUUGCUUACAUUGUCACAAAAGACAUCACACAAUGCUUCAUUACAGCACAUAUCCCCUAUCACACCAAAAAAGGGCGCAUAUUAAAAAAACCAUGGGUUUAAUUGCAAAAGCAAAUCCCGAAACCCAAAACUGUAAAAAUUGCCAAGAGACACCCUGUUGCUCAAAGGCACAAAAAGCUCAAACGCUACACAGCGAAACACAAAGUGGACUAGUUACAAAAUUAGUUACCACCAUACCAACUCAAGUUGAGAAAAAAUCAAAUCAAUACCUUAAUUCACAAUUAAGGAAAUUUCAAGAGAUAGGGAAACUUCCACGAAUAUUAAAUAAAACUCUAGAAAAUCAGUAUUGUAAGAGCUACUCGAAAGCCGCAACUACUCGAUCAAAUAAUGGCCGGUACGUCGUACAGCUACCACUAGAGCCACAAUUUUCCAAUACUCCACAAAUUGGUAUAAAAAACAAAGUCAGAGUUACCUCUGACAGUCCAUAUAUUAAAAGCACAUACAGCUUUUGGCCCCGCAGGAUGGCUUUCGCCAAUAAUGGGAAAAAUACAAUGCUGAACAAAUCCUAGAGCGGUGGCGGGCUACUAAACGCCAAAUCAGUGCAUACAUAAUAACAUAAAAGAUAACACAGUUCUAUCAAAAAGUCGAAAAAGCGACAUUUUUCAUAAAUUCUCAAAUAGAAUAAAUAAAAAACUAACAAAAGCAGAGAUCGCUCUUAUCGUCUCUACAUAAGCGCUCCACAUAAGGGUUGUGGGUGGGAAUCUGCUGAAUAACUUGAACAUCCCACCAAAAAAAAUAUAAUUCUAAAUGAAGCCGUUCACAAUUACCGGCCACUCUCUCGCAAGACCCCUCUAAUUCCACAGCUCAAACAUCAAAGCUAAGGAGCACGCACUCUGGCCAUAUCUGAGUCAGACGUGGCGUCGCUAUAUUUCAUAAUAAGGAAAAUUCAAAUAAAAACUUUAAAUAAACCACAAAUAAUAAAUCAAUCAAAGAAACAACCGCAAAUAUAAUCACUAGUAAUU
This is a messenger RNA of Bactrocera neohumeralis, 1358 nucleotides long. RefSeq lists its product as uncharacterized. The record is from RefSeq and is a predicted model, not a curated record. The transcript is spliced from 2 exons. NCBI's taxonomy places the organism in Eukaryota, Metazoa, Arthropoda, Insecta, Diptera, Tephritidae. The coding region runs from base 3 to 905 and encodes 300 amino acids.